This is a messenger RNA of Herpailurus yagouaroundi (jaguarundi), 4389 nucleotides long. RefSeq names its product adducin 3 (gene ADD3). Lineage: Eukaryota; Metazoa; Chordata; Mammalia; Carnivora; Felidae. Bases 324 to 2444 code for a protein of 706 amino acids. Gene Ontology annotation, molecular function: actin filament binding. The record is from RefSeq and is a predicted model, not a curated record. Gene Ontology annotation, cellular component: postsynaptic density; plasma membrane; cytoskeleton. The transcript is spliced from 15 exons. Gene Ontology annotation, biological process: barbed-end actin filament capping.
UAACGGUCGCCAGGGCGAGUGGCGGGAGGGGAAGGAAGGGGGUUUAAGUUAUUUUUUUAAAAACUGUGAGCGAGAGCCAAAGGCAUCGCGACCCAGGUGUCGCCGCUUCCUGCUGCAGAGGGCUUGGCGCCCAGGUCCCUCCCUUCUCACGCCCCCUCCCCUUCUGCCCUCCCCUCUGGAGCCUCGCGGCGCUUAAGAGGCGGCGGCGGCGGAUCGAGCGGCCGCUGCAGUCCCGGCGGCCGCGGAGAAGGAGGAAGGAAAGCACAAAGCCCGCUGCGCGAAGCGAGCUGCGAGGUAACAAAGGGAGUCCUUCGACUUGAAGCAUGAGUUCAGAUGCCAGCCAAGGUGUGGUCACUACUCCUCCUCCCCCCAGCAUGCCUCACAAAGAGAGAUAUUUUGACCGCAUCAAUGAGAAUGACCCAGAAUACAUUCGGGAGAGGAACAUGUCUCCUGAUCUACGGCAAGACUUCAACAUGAUGGAGCAGAGGAAACGAGUUACUCAGAUCUUGCAAAGUCCUGCCUUUCGGGAAGAUCUGGAAUGCCUUAUCCAAGAACAGAUGAAGAAAGGCCACAACCCAACUGGAUUGCUGGCAUUACAGCAGAUCGCAGAUUACAUCACGACCAAUUCUUUCUCGGGCUUUACUUCACCUCCUCUCAGUCUCGGCAUGGUCACACCUAUCAAUGACCUCCCUGGGGCAGAUACAUCCUCCUACGUGAAGGGAGAGAAACUUACUCGCUGUAAGCUUGCCAGCCUGUAUAGACUCGUGGACUUGUUUGGAUGGGCACACCUGGCAAAUACCUAUAUCUCCGUAAGAAUAAGUAAGGAGCAAGACCACAUAAUAAUAAUUCCUAGAGGCCUGUCUUUUUCUGAAGCCACAGCCUCCAAUUUGGUGAAAGUCAAUAUCAUAGGAGAAGUGGUUGAUCAGGGAAGUACUAACUUGAAAAUUGACCACACAGGCUUCAGUCCCCAUGCUGCGAUCUAUUCAACACGUCCUGAUGUUAAGUGUGUGAUACACACCCAUACCCUGGCAACAGCAGCUGUAUCCUCCAUGAAGUGUGGGAUCCUUCCAAUUUCUCAAGAGUCCCUCUUCCUGGGAGAUGUCGCCUAUUAUGACUACCAAGGGUCACUUGAUGAACAGGAGGAGAGAAUUCAACUACAGAAAGUUCUGGGGCCAAGUUGUAAGGUGCUGGUACUCAGAAAUCAUGGUGUGGUAGCCCUUGGAGAAACGAUUGAGGAGGCUUUUCAUUAUAUAUUUAAUGUGCAGAGAGCCUGUGAGAUUCAGGUGCAGGCAUUAGCAGGGGCAGGUGGAGUAGACAAUCUGCUUGUGCUGGAUCUUCAGAAGUAUAAGUCUUUCACUCAUGCUAUAGCAACAGAUGGAGGAGGAGGAGUGAAUAUGGGCUCCCAUCAAAAAUGGAAGGUUGGCGAGAUUGAGUUUGAAGGGCUGAUGAGGACUCUGGAUAAUUUGGGGUAUAGAACAGGCUAUGCUUAUAGGCAUCCUCUCAUUCGAGAGAAGCCUAGGCACAAGAGUGACGUGGAAAUCCCAGCAACUGUGACCGCUUUUUCCUUUGAGGAUGACACAGUGCCACUCUCUCCUCUCAAAUACAUGGCACAGAGACAGCAGCGUGAAAAAACAAGAUGGCUGAACUCACCAAAUACUUACAUGAAAGUGAAUGUGCCUGAGGAGUCUCGGAAUGGGGAAACCAGUCCCAGGACCAAAAUCACAUGGUUGAGAGCAGAGGACUCUUCUAAAGUUAGUAGUGGAACACCUAUCAAAAUUGAAGAUCCAAAUCAAUUUGUUCCUUUAAACACAAACCCGAAUGAGGUACUAGAAAAGAGAAAUAAGAUUCGAGAACAAAACCGGUAUGACUUGAAAACAGCUGGACCACAGUCGCAGUUGCUUGCUGGAAUUGUUGUGGACAAGCCCCCUUCUACCAUGCAAUUUGAAGAUGACGAUCAGGCCCCACCAGCUCCUCCCAACCCCUUCAGUCAUCUCACAGAAGGCGAGCUUGAAGAGUAUAAGAAGACAAUCGAGCGUAAACAGCAAGGCCUGGAAGAUGCUGAGCAGGAAUUACUCUCAGAUGACGCUUCAUCUGUUUCACAAAUUCAGUCUCAAACUCAGUCACCGCAAAAUAUCCCUGAAAAAUUAGAAGAAAACCAUGAGCUAUUUUCCAAGAGCUUCAUCUCCAUGGAGGUGCCCGUCAUGGUGGUGAAUGGCAAGGAUGAUACGCAUGAUGUUGAAGAUGAGCUUGCGAAGCGAGUGAGUAGAUUAACCACAAGCACGACCAUAGAGAACAUCGAGAUUACCAUUAAGUCUCCAGAAAAAAUUGAAGAAGUCCUGUCACCUGACGGCUCCCCUUCAAAAUCGCCAUCCAAGAAAAAGAAGAAAUUCCGUACUCCUUCUUUUCUGAAAAAGAACAAAAAAAAGGAGAAAGUUGAAGCCUAACUUAACUCUUUUUAUAAUUAUUAUUAUUACAAUGUGACAUUGCACAUUUAAAUACCACACUUAAGUUGAUAAUUAAUAUGCAGUGGUAGAGAAGACUGGGGGUAUGUAGCAAACUGGACUUUAAGAACUGGAAAGGGAUUUUACUAAAAGAAAAACAUAUUAUGAAAAGAACUUCAAAUUCAUCUCUCAUUUUGUAUCUCCAAAAAAGGUUUUGAAUUUUUGAAUAAUUGCUAGUUUUAGUUAGCUCUGCCCUCAUGAAGUAUUACUAUAAUUCACCACAAACAGAUAUCUGUCUGAAUUACUUCAGGCCUUCUCCAUAAUAUCUGUUGGAAACGAAAUACCAGUGCACAAGCGAGAGAAUUUUUAUUUCUCAACACCUGCUUCACUGGGUAAUCAGAUUAUAAUUUUUUACCGCGAUUAUUGACUGUACCUUUUGGGUUCCCAUUGUUUCAGUGGGCAUUAACAGAACGCUUUAAAAGCUUCUAAGAAUCUAUAGCAUUAGUAUACACUGGCACAGAAUUUUUUUAAAAAAAAAUUUAAGAAAAGAUUCAUCUGGAAUUUUAUUCAUAGUAUAAAACUUCCUCACCUGAAGUAACUUUCUUUGCCAAAAAAAAAAAAUCAUUUUAGUAAACUAUAAUUUUUGAAAACUUCCUUUUUUAUUAGUUGAGAAAGCCCCUUAUUUUUCAACAAAGGGGAUUUUGUACACGUACAUGGGUUAUUUAGUUUAACUCUGGCAAAAACGAUUUUUGUAUGUUGAGAUGUUUGUAUACCAUUCAAUAUAAAAGCAUCAUAAGCAUAUUAGCCAAUCAUAUAACAGUAGAGCAUAUUUGAAGCUGCUUCGUACUAAGUAUGCUUAAAUCUAAUUCAAGAAUCCAGGCACUUGGUAUCUAAAGGAGAUUAAAGCAUUUCAAGGUAUAACUAGAUUCACAUUUGAACCUUAUAAUGUAUUUUUCUCUUAGUAUUGCUAAUGAAUGAAGAUGGUCUCAUGAGGGAAACAAAUGAAAAGGAAGAGAGAAAGUGAAAAAUGAAGGGAACAAAAGCGGUGUCAUGCCAAGAAUUCUAGUUUGAUGAAGACCCACAGUCACGAUAGGAUUUGAAGCAUAGGUUUAUUUGGAACAUGUCCCAGAUUUCUAAAAUUCUGCUUCUCUGCCAAAAUCAUCGUGUUUCUUGGUUUCCUUUUAACUUCUGUAUCUUUAGAAGCAGCACUAGAAGAAAUCAGUGGGUCUGAUCCCCCAACGAGAAAACCUACCACUUCUUGAUUUUUACAAAAAUUUCUCCCCUUAUUUCAGUUAACUUUCUUUCUAAUGUAAAUACAAAUUUAAACCUAGACUUAAUAUAGUUUUCUCCCCUUCACCGAAGUGAUGUCACAAAUCAAUGUAAAAUCGAUGAUCCGAAAUGGUCAGUGGGUGAAAAUAAUCCAAAGUGUUUCUGGAGGAUGAGUUGGCGUGUCAAAAUCACAUUACACAUGACAGUGCGUUCUGGAGCAGCUGGUUCUGUUUGGCCGUAUGUGUACGAUGAUGCAAAGCUGAAACGGAGCCUGGAAAUUUCAUUCUGGAUCUCACUAACUACUGGAAUCGGUGUUUUAAUCUCUUAGCAGAAACUUUCAGUUGCUUACUUCUGUAUUUGAGGAUUUUUUUUUUUUAUGUUCUACAUCAUUUAUGUUGUAUUACAACGUAUGUAGAAACAGUAACCUGUGAACUAUGCUUUUCCAUAACUUUUUAAAUAUAUAUAUAUCUUAAAUGAAUGCAAUGUGCAUAAAUAUUUUUUAAACGCAACAGUGAACUAUUUGCACCUUUUGCUAAUGCCUCUAUUUACUUGCUUUGGCAUAAAGAAUGAGCCAUUGAACCUCUGUGUCCUGUGGAAAAUGUAUAAAUGUUAUCUGAUAUUGCUCUUAGAUGUAAUGCUAAUUAAUGUUAAAUCACAAAUAAACAGUAUUUUAAAUAGA